This is a messenger RNA of Dermacentor albipictus, 2315 nucleotides long. It is a transcript of the gene Kpc2, whose product is annotated as Kip1 ubiquitination-promoting complex subunit 2. The record is from RefSeq and is a predicted model, not a curated record. Gene Ontology annotation, molecular function: protein binding. Gene Ontology annotation, cellular component: ubiquitin ligase complex. NCBI's taxonomy places the organism in Eukaryota, Metazoa, Arthropoda, Arachnida, Ixodida, Ixodidae.
AUAGUGCUUCGCACGUCUUCGGCUGCUAAGGCGUGUGCGUCGCGAACAGCUGAUGUUAAUUUUUGCCUCGUUCUUAUUUAGUUGCUUCGAAAAUGCACCCGCAAUCGCAUGAAAAGCUGCGUCCAGAAUUCUUCUAAGUGCGUUUGUCUUGCUAGUUUUGAGAUAUGUUAUACUUAAGCACAAGGCUCAGUGGUGCGUGCGAAAUGAAGAUCAGCGUAAUGAGUAGUUCUGGUGUUGAGUGGACUGUUGAGAUUUUGCCCGAGUACACUGUUGAAAAGCUGAAGCAAAUGUCUCUCAGUCAUUUCUGCAACCCGCUGGACUGCAUAAAGCUUUCCGAUUUCUACAAACUAGUAUCCGUUUCCCAAGCAAGACCGCUGUGUGAUCAAAGUUCUGUCAGAGAGGAAAAGAUCCGCGAUGGAGAUGAGCUGCUACUCCUGAAACGUAGUUCCACGUUUUCUUUAAAUGCGAACAAGUCAACUGAGGGUCAGAAGCAAGCAGUUCCGGACAAAGCUUCCAUCGAUUUAGCGACGGCGAAUGUCGAACGCAAGAAUUUCGACAAACCUGCCAUGGGCGUGCCGCUAGUUCCUGAUUUUCACACUGAGCUGAGAAGGAUAUUGGUUUCUCUUGUGGAGUUGUCCGAGAAACUGCUUCGUCAUCAUCCGGACAUUGAAAACAUCUUCAAGAAUUUGCAGGGCAAGCUUAUGGAGAACCGGGAACCUGAAAUCGAUGAAGCAGCAUUGAAAAAGCUGUUGGAGAUGGGAUUUGAUGAGCAACAAGCAAUUCAAGCAUUGAGAGAAAACAAGAUGUGUCCAAUGGCAGCAAUGGACUGGCUGCUAACCAAGGGCUGCAGGCAAGAAAAGGAUGCCGACUGUGAAACUUCCACAAAAGAUGUUCCUGCUGGUGCUACUGCUCAAGCUAGUGUGGUGAAUGCAGAAGUUUCAAAUUGCAGUGCAACAACAGAACCAGAGCAAAAAGGAAUUGUGAAUGCGAUGCUUGAAUGCUUUCAAGAAUACAAAAGGAAAGACUUUAAGCCCAAUAAAAAGGCCAUGAACAAUCUUAAAGAAAUGGGCUUUUCGGAAACUGCAAUCUUGGAUGCACUCCGAAUUCACAGCAACAGCCAGGAAGCUGCGUGUGAGUGGCUGCUAGGGGAUCGUCGACCUAAGCCUGUGGACUUGCAAGUUGGCCUUGACACCAGCAGUGGUAUAUACAGGUCCAUCGUCAGUAAUCCUGUGGUGCAGCUGGGCCUGUGUUCACCAAAGACUCUCCUAGCCUUGCUCCAAAUGCUGGAAAAUCCUGGUUGUGCCUCUCGCUGGCUGAAUGACUCGGACACAGCACCUAUUCUAAGCCAGAUCUUCCGUAUCUACCAUGCUGAGAAACACUCGGUGCAACUUGUGAGGCCCUUAGUGACGUGAGCAUGGCUACUGAGUGUAAUAAUGGAAUGUAACGAGGAAUAAAUUAAUGUGCAAACAGGGAUAUGUAGGGAGAUGUACUAAAGCAGCAUAUAUAGCAGGUAAGGAUAUGCCAUAUUUUUUCGAUUAUAAGGCGGUCGUGAUUAUAAGGCGAGGGUGCAGUUGGGGGGGACCCGAAAAAAAAACUUAAAUAUGCACACUUACAUAAAGUGAUGUAGAGUACCUGACGAAUUAUUCAGACUCAGUAGGGUUGCCCAAAAUACUGAAUUGGAAGCUCCCAAAAUAAUCAGUGUAGGUUAUAUAUCAACUUUGCCUCUCACUGCUGUGAAGGCACGCCAAAGGCAAAAUUCGCACUGCUUUAAAGUCACACCCUAAAGUCACACCCCAAGGUGAAAUUGGCCUACUAUAACCGGCAGCCCGUCUUUAAUGUUUUAUUUUUCUAAUUCUCAGUGCGGGCUAUAUUGAAAAUAUUGUGCUGCCUCACCUGCCAAGGCUUAUUAAAAUAAGUUACUACAAUUUGUGCUGCAGUCUAAAAUCUGAAUGGCCCGAAAUGUGGUGCUGCUAGCGCCGUAUUGAAAUAGUAACUGGAUCUAUUAGCAUCGCACAUAAGGUGGGGGAUGACUUCGAGGGUAGGGAUUCUGGGAAAAAACCUCGCCUUACAUUCAAAUAAAUAUGAUUAUUUCAAUCUUGUGUUUUUAUGAUAGCGUAGAGUGCAUUGCGUCAUCGCGUAUCUCUAAAAUGGGCAAUUGAAGACAUGGCUUACAGAUAGAAGUGACCACUAACAUCAGGAAAAAGUGUGAAGAAAUUUUUAUUUAUAUCAUCAUAAAUUAUGACCAUCAAUACAGAUUGAGAGGGUUUACUACUAUGUUAUUCAAGGCCAUUUUAUAAAAGUAUUGAUUACUGAAA